CCGGUCUCAAUAUUUUCAGAUCACAGUGUCGUGCAGUUCUCCCGUCUGAAAUCUAUUCCACAAAUUUAAUAGUGCAGAACGUACUGGUUAUUACCUGGCGUGACAUUUGUAGCGUGAUAAAUCCUGACAAAGGAAGACUGGGAAAGAAGUGGGUGGUGUAGUCAUUAUGGAAUUACAUUAAAAGCCAGAGAAAAUAAAACUUUUGUGCUUCUAAUUAGCUACAAAUCUGACUUAUUAUAUCAGUUUAACAGGGAUAUUUUAAUGCACCUGCAAAAUGUGUAUUAUUGAGAACACAGAGAUAAUUUUUAUCAGUAAUAUGAAUGUUUAUUUGAGCAUUUAUGAAGAGAAGCUUAGAUUCUAUGAUUAUAUACAUUUUGUACAUAUUCAGUUUCCAUGUACUAUCCCUUUAAGACUAAAUGUCUUUAUUGUUUAUUGUAAAAAACACAAAAAUAUAUAAAAGAUUUAGUAUUCUCCACCUCAGAAUUACACAAUAUAGAGAAAGGGGAUGAAACAGCAGCUUUGAUGAAAUGUGGAGUCUGUGUUUAAAAUCUCUCCUCCACCCUUGGAUUGAACAUUUGUAUAAAACCAGCUACAUUGACACCUAGUGGUAAAACACAGUCAUGUUCAGAGGUUCGGACAGGAUGAGGGAACAGACCCCUCUUCUUCAUUCAGCUCUCAGUUGGUCCAGGCCUCUGUCAAUCUGCGGCCAUGUCAAAUUAGAUGAGGGAGGCGGCUGAGUGGCAGGGUUGCCAGGUUUGAAGAAAUAAAACUGCAUUCUUAUUUCUUUUAUAAUCAGGGUGAAUGGGAUGAUGAAGCUGUGGUUGACAACAAACUACACGGAAGCCAACCUCUGCCACUCGGCUGUCAAUCAUGACGUUUUGCCCCAUUUUUUAAUAACAUCAAAUAACUAAUUAAAACCAAACACACCAGGAAGGUCAAUGUGCUUUGGCUUCACUUUUGGGGAGUAAUCUUGUUUAAUCCAUCUUUAUAUACAUUCUCUGGUGAGAAGGUCAAUGCCACGUUCCAAUAUAUUUUGGAAAUCGGAAUGAAGUCACACCUGAAUAACUUUAGCUGUGACGUCAUUUAAAAACUCCAAACUGACGUCACAAUUGACCCGGCAUUUUGGCCACGCCUUGAGGCAACAAUGCUCUCACUGAUGAUGUAAUAAAAUGCUGUGAGAACAUGUAUAAAUAAUUUGGAUGAAUACAUCGAUCACAUCAGUGGGAUUUAAAAACAAGAUGUCACAGUGAUUUGGCGGAAAAGGGGGGGGAUGAGACAAACCGUAUCUGGCAACCCUCCAUCGUCGUCAUCCGUGGCUAAAUGCUAAGCUAGCUGCAGUCAGUCCGCCGUCCUGUCUGUGUUCGUGAGGUCACCGAGAUAAUUAACGUCGCUGUGUUUGUGCGUCGGGUUCCUGCCCGGUGUUGUGUUGUUAUUUACCAGGAAACAUGUCUGCGGUGUUGUUGUUUUGUGGACUUUACUCACAUUAGCGGAGUCUUGAGGAGCAGCAGCGGCAGCAGAGGUGAGGGGCGUCCGGCUGCUAUACCCCAGACACUGCCCCCCUGACAGCGGGCUAGCUAGCUAGCUAGUUAGCAGGUUGAGAGGCGGUUCUCAGUGAAUAAACCCACUGGGACUUGUUAGCUUCAUUAGCUAAAUGGUUUCCGCUGUUGUCCCCGGUUGUUGAGUCAGUAGCCAGGGAGCUAGCUAGCUGCGACUCGGCCGUGAAACCGAGAAGACCUUCGGCCACCGGAGCUAAACAACCCGCCGUGGUUCGUGUGUGUCACCGGUGGGAGCUUGUUAAACUGGAGCUGGCCUCGUCACAUCUCCCAUCUUCAACACUGACGCUCAUGUUGUGUUUGUGUGUGAAACGAGCAGCAGCCUCCCGGUGCCUGACAACCCAGAGGAGGAGAGAGGAUGUCUGAGGGAGACAGCAAGCAGGGCCCGGACACUGCACAGGAGGGGAAGCCGGAGACGGUGGGGGCAGGAGCCGCCGCGGGUCAAGUGGUGUCAUCGGUGUCUCCCCCCGUGUCCAUGGUGACGCAGCCUCCGGCCACCGCGGCCACGGAGGACGAGGAGGAGGAGAGCGAGGAUGAGUCGGAGAUUUUGGAGGAGAGCCCGUGUGGACGCUGGCAGAAACGCAGAGAAGAGGUGAAUCAGCGUAACGUCCCUGGCAUCGAUAAUGCUUACUUGGCCAUGGACACGGAGGAAGGAGUUGAGGUGGUGUGGAAUGAGGUCAUGUUCUCCGAGAGGAAGAAUUUCAAACUACAAGAGGAAAAGGUUAAAGCGGUAUUUGACAAUUUAAUUCAGCUCGAGCACUUGAACAUCGUGAAGUUCCACAAGUAUUGGGCGGAUGUUAAAGAGAACAGAGCCAGGGUGAUUUUCAUCACAGAAUACAUGUCCUCAGGAAGUCUCAAACAGUUUUUAAAGAAGACAAAGAAAAACCACAAGACCAUGAAUGAAAAGGCCUGGAAGCGCUGGUGCACACAGAUACUGUCGGCUCUCAGCUACCUGCACUUAUGUGAACCCCCCAUCAUUCAUGGCAACCUGACCUGUGACACCAUCUUCAUUCAGCACAAUGGCCUCAUCAAGAUCGGCUCAGUUGCUCCAGACACCAUCAACAAUCAUGUGAAAACCUGUCGGGAAGAGCAGAAGAGCCUUCACUUCUUUGCUCCAGAGUAUGGAGCUGUUGCCAAUGUUACCACCGCCGUGGAUAUCUAUUCCUUUGGAAUGUGCGCCUUAGAGAUGGCUGUGUUGGAAAUCCAGAGUAAUGGAGAUUCGUCUUAUGUGUCCCAAGAAGCCAUAAACAGUGCCAUUCAGUUCUUAGAGGACCCACUGCAGCGGGAAUUCAUCCAGAAAUGUCUGGAGGUGGAUCCCAAUAAACGGCCCACAGCUAAGGAGCUGUUGUUUCACCAGGCCUUGUUUGAGGUGCCCUUACUCAAGCUUCUGGCUGCGCACUGCAUCGUCAGCCACCAGCAUAUGAUUCCAGAAAAUGCUUUAGAGGAGAUGACAAAGAACAUGGAUCCUAACCUGGUGAUAGUUGAAGUCAAGGACGGAGUUCAGAUGAAACUCUCUCAGUUUCCUGCCCUGGAGCUCGACAAGUUUCUUGAAGACGUACGGAACGGGAUCUAUCCUUUGACUGCGUUCGGGGUCCCGUGUCCACAGCAGCCUCAGCAGGAGACGGUGAAGUCCCCCAUAGUUCCCCCGUCAGUCAAAUCCCCGACUCCUGAACCUGCAGAGCUCGAGACCAGGAAGGUUCUUCAGAUGCAAUGUAACAUUGAGCCGGUGGAUGAAGGAGCCAAGCAUCAUUUGACCCUGCUGUUGAAACUCGAGGAUAAAUUGAACAGGCACUUGAGCUGUGAUUUGUUACCAAAUGAGAACGUGCAGGAACUGGCUGUGGAGCUUGUUCAGCUGGGAUUCAUCAGUGAGGGCGAUCAGCCGCGACUUGCAUCAGUUCUUGAAGAGGCCUUCUCCAGGUUCUACAGCCGGAACGGUUCCCUCAAUCCGGUGACGGUGUCCUCGUAGCGGAGGACUCCCCAGGCCUUCUCUCAGCCCUCCUCGUCCUCUACAGCAGGACUAGCUCUUAGCUUCACCUCUGAGUUGCGGCUAAAGCUUUUUGCGAGGACAGAUGGAGGAAGCCUUGGUCUGACUUGCAGAUCCUGCAGCCUGUCCUUGUAUCUUCUGGUGGGAAAAGUUGCCACUAAGUGGUUGAUGGCUUUCCAUCUUAUUUUUUUCUCCCACCCAAUACAGCCAUCUGCUUCUCUUUUAAAAGAGAAAAUCCUUGUUGCAACUUAAGGAAAAUGCAAAUGUUUUCACUUUUUUGCUCAUUUCUCUCCGUAGAGUUAAGCAAAGUAAAACUAGACAACAGCAGUAUUUUCCUUAAGUCAGUGUUAAAAAUGUAUUUUAAAAUUUUUACGUCAAAUUCUUUAAUAGUUGUCUGUAUAAAAAAUCUUUCGUCCCGGCAUACUGAAGUGUAAGUAGUAUGGUGUUGUUAGGUUAAGUCUGAUUGUCUGAUCCUUUUUAAACUUUGUCCUGAGCAGGGACUGAAGCGACGUUCUACCUUGUAUCGGUUUUUGAAGACUCUCGAAUGCAUCAAGCUCGAAAACGCAACGUCAAUUUAACUUAUAAAUUUCUGUAAUUAUGUCAGCGUCUCGCCUUCUCUCUGCCGUGACCACCUGCUGUUAGGCUCUGUAGAUACUGCGAGUGUGGGACUCCCUGGCAUGCUUGUAACCAUCUUGUACACUGUAUGCUGGACUCUGCUCUGUUUCUGCUACACAUUUACCCUCUUUUUUCACCUCCUGAAAUAAAAAAUUACUCUAUCAGCACUUAA
Molecule: messenger RNA, 4324 nt
Organism: Hippoglossus stenolepis (Pacific halibut)
Lineage: Eukaryota; Metazoa; Chordata; Actinopteri; Pleuronectiformes; Pleuronectidae
Gene: nrbp1
Product: nuclear receptor binding protein 1
Exons: 18
Coding region: 1912-3519 (535 amino acids)
Biological process (GO): endoplasmic reticulum to Golgi vesicle-mediated transport; protein phosphorylation; intracellular signal transduction
Cellular component (GO): cytoplasm; endomembrane system
Molecular function (GO): protein kinase activity; ATP binding
Source: RefSeq, a predicted model, not a curated record